UAAGCAAAGAACAGUCGAAAUUCAGGACUAGGUUCUGUGGGAUCAGGGGCAAGAAAUUGAGGACCAUUACGGGGGGCAAAGGGUUUGGCUUUGCGGGAUCCACAGAGACAUAAAUGGGUAGCUUUCACAAGGGCAAUCUCGAGUUUGAGACAGAGACAUUCCACGAUGGCACCUUUCAGCCAAAAGCCAACCAACCACAAGGCCACAACACAAAAUCCAACAGAUUUAGAAGAGCCACAAGAAUAAGGCAUCCCUUGUACUUUUACUAGUACUACCAUAGUCCUGCGGUUACACAAGCGAUUGGUUUCAAUCCGACUGUUCGUUUCCUUGAUCAGCAGAAAUGAAGAACGGCAAAGUUCACAAUGACGCGGGAUCACACGACGUUUCGCAAAACAGCGAAUCCGAAAGCUUCAGCCAUGAAGAUCCUCCACGGCAGCGCUCUGGAUCGAGGGACUAUGAGAGUGCCCUGAUCAGCUUGAACACGUUUUUCGAGAAAGAACCCCAUCGCCCGGGUCGUCGGCAAUUUGGCAGUCAAAUCGCCGUCUUGCCGCAAAUACCGAUAGCCGUAAGUACAUGUACUAGUAGCAGCCAUCACUGUGCCGCAAGGAAAGGCACUGCGGACGAGGCCAUCCAAAAGAAGCCUUCUCGAAACCAUAGUAAGGACAGCUGCGAGUCCGCACCUACUGGUACGCGUAUCAACAACACCAAGAAAGGAAACCAUGCACAGCACGGUCGCCAUCAUCAUCACUUGAAAAGUCGAACCACUCAUGGCGCAGCGCAUCACCCGGAAGAGCGCACUCCAGUGCCUUACCAUACUACGAAUACGCAGCCAAAAUGCACGCUAGAAAAGUGCUUAUCCGAACGAGCUGCGACCUCAAAGACCAAAGCUAGACUGCAAGUCGAUGACACCUGGCCUGCUGGCUGGGGGGAGGAAGAUAGUCUCAUGUUUUUUGACACCCCUUCCUUUGAAGAGGAUUCCCGCAGAAGCAGAAGCAGUAUAAGUAGCAGUAUCAAUAACAGCCACAACAGCAACCGAAGGGGGGAGAGGCGGCCCAUACAACGAAUUCUUACCCUGGACAGUCCACGCAGCAAAAGUGAUCACUUGGAGAAUGUAAACAGCAGCAAAGUCAAGACACCCUUGCGUCGUGUCAAAACAUUUGACAACAGCCAGCGCAGAACCGCAACUAGACUAGGCACCGACAAGAGAAACGCUAUUAAGGAGCAUUCCCCUUCUCCCUCUCGUUCCAAAAGCCCAUCCACCAAAGAGAAGACCACCAAUAGAUCCAAUAAAUCCGGAUCACCAUCUCCCAGUCCAAGUCCAAAAGCUCGCAGUAAAAUCAUCGCGAGGGCAGCAGCAGGCCACAAGACCCCGCACAGCCGCGGAAGACAUCGAAUAGCAGCAGGCUUGGGACGCAGCAAACGAAACCAGGACGAGUCAUCUCCACAUCGAUCCCCCAGUCCCUCCUUCGCGGAAGAGUCAAGGUCUCGAUCGCCGAGUCCAUUGCAGACAAGCAAUAGGAAGGCUCAGGCUGCCGGAAGCAGCACGUUGAUCUUAGCUUUGUUGGGCGAAGACAACACCAGCAAGAAAGACCAACGACAAGACAUCAGCAAGCCAAAAGAGACACCACUCCACAAGAAUGGAGUUGAUCCUACCAAGAUUGCAGCUGCACUGGAAAGAGCGCCUUCCAUCAACAAGGCUAUUGCUGACAAGAUUCGAAACAACCCUAGCCUCAUGGAAAUGUUUUUGGUGGAUGGGUCGGACGACAAUGCCUUGAACGAAAAGCUGUCUCUCAUUCCGUCCUCCCACGGCUCGAAGACCGACAAUGCUGUGGAAAUCUUGACCAAGCGACAUCUGCACCACCAUCGCCGUACCGGCAACCAUGAUUUGCCACCCUCGCGACCGCAGAAUCCUGAUCCAAAGGCAAAGGACAACAACAUCCACCACCACAACAUGAAUGAUGAUAGCAAGCGAAGUGCAACAUCCACUCUAGUCCGAGAUCAUGGCUCUGUCGCCAGGCACAACCGUACCGAAACGCAACAGCUACAGCAACAGCAACAGCACCAACCACAAGGCAGCAAACGAAGGGGGGUCAGGAACGGUAAGCAUCCGAUGACGAUGGACUCCUCACAAUAUCACAACGAUCCGACGCAGCAUCCUCAUCGUCGCAGCCACGGUCCUUCCGGUACGUCGUCGCCAAGUACAGGCACCCCGCGUAUCGUUCAUGUACAAUAGUGUCAUGCAAAGAAGUAGUGUAUCGAGUAGUAUCAAGUAUAGUACAGUAUCGAACCGACUGGCUAGGGCCCGAACUAGCUAGAGAAAGAGCCAACUCGGAGACCAAUUGAGCCUGACUGAAGGCUCGACGACCGGAGUGACAGUCGCCAGUACGGUACCUGAACCAGAACCUUAGUUAACGGGGGUUUUAGAGUACGGAAAUUAGCUACGGAAGCCAGCCGGGGCCAGGCGUAAGCAAAGAACAGUCGAAAUUCAGGACUAGGUUCUGUGGGAUCAGGGGCAAGAAAUGGAGGACCAUUACAGGGGGCAAAGGGUUUGGCUUUGCGGGAUCCACGGAGACAUAAAUGGGUAGCUGUCACAAGGGCAAUGGAGAUACGGGUCUAGUUCGUUAUUAGGUACAACGAAGCCAGUGCUCUCAUGGGCACACCCAUCAAUAACAUCAUUCAACAUAGCCAAGCAGAAGCUUGUCCCAAGUUUCCUCUGAAGAAGUUGUUUAUUGUUUAGUUUGGGCAUCCAGCAGAGAACAAGCAGAGCAAUACGUCAUCCCAAAUGCAACACUCCCGUGGGACAUGAUCAACGGACAAGAUCCAUGGCGCAAGAGCCAACUGGACGUGGAUAAGUGGGUUUUGCGAGGAUUCCAAAGAGAAGUCUCAAAACAAUACAUUGAAUCCAUAGUGAGCAACUUAAUAUCGAAGAAUGUCGUGGUUGAAGCUAGGUUUCCCAAGGCUGGGGAAAUCAUGAGUGUGCUAGACAAGGAAGUUAAUGAGUACCUUGUAGCGGCACAUGAAGGUCUCAUUGCGGAACAAGACAAGCAAACGGACAGACUAAAGACGUCUCAGAUUAUAACGGAUCAAUGGAAUCAAAUCAAAUUAUCAAGCAAUACAAUGCCAGGGGCGACACCGUGACUACUAGUAGCUAAAAGCGCCGUGUAGUAAGAUAGACUCCAGCCACACUGUCAAAAUCCUGGACCUAGCUAGACAAAAAAGUGAGGGGUUUUACCAUCUGUAGAUUGGCUAUGUGCGUACUCCAAGAUCUCUGUCUUUAAUACCAGUGGUGAGGAUACCUCUAAGCCUUGUUUUGUCGUCGCUUUAAUGAAAGUUAAGAGUUUUCAAAGCAGUUUCUGCUUUGUGAAGUAUUGUACUCGAGUAAAAGAUUCUUUAGUAAGAAGUACUAUACUAUUGUGUGUACACUUCGCUGGUGCAUUGCCGUUACCACCAGGCAGCCCAAGUUAUUGCCAACAGUAGAACGGAUUUAGAAUGAGGUCUCUUCAAGUUAGAAUCCUGGACUUUAUCUGCUAAAGACUCUUUGAUUGGCAUUGGUGAAGUGCUGGACUUAGCAAAGCUAAUCCUGGAUGACUACAAGUGUCUUUCAAAAAGAAGUCCCAAGUUCCCAAAUAGUCACAAGGAACAAUAGUGUCUUUAAUUCUUGAAGUAAGUGUCAACAAGAUCAACGUAGCAAGUUUAGUACAAGUAACACUGUGGUAUUCGUGGUCGCGGCA
This is a messenger RNA of Seminavis robusta, 3731 nucleotides long. NCBI's taxonomy places the organism in Eukaryota, Bacillariophyta, Bacillariophyceae, Naviculales, Naviculaceae. The record is from the annotation of a GenBank genome assembly.